AUGGAUGCGGUGYCCGCAUUUGGCUCUGCUUUUUUCUGUCCCGCCAUUGACACCGGUGAUUUUUGGUCUAUCAUCUGGGAAAACCUGAAAAACAGAAAAGUAGAGCGUUACCUUGACUUUGCCAAUCGCGAGUCAAAAUACACUUCAAGGGCUAUUUUGGAGUACUCCCUUCGCUCAAUAAAGUCAAGGUUCUGGCAAAUCGAUUGCAAGGAUUGCUUGAUGUACAUGGCCAGCGUCAGCGGUCUAAAAGUGACGUACAUGCUGCUGUUUGAUGUACUCGAGGAGCUGCAAAAAACACACAAACACCGGUUUUCAAUACACUGGGUCGUUGAGGAGCCUGAUUCUUCUCUAAAAAUCCCAAAUUCAAGCUUUGGAUACGUCACUGACGCUCUGAUUAGAGAUUUCCUCCCAAAGCCUUGUAAUAGCGCCAAGCUCUUGUUGUGUGGACCAGCUCCGAUGAUAUCUCACAUCUUAAAGGAAAGCUCAAGCGCAGGCUGGCCCGCCUCUUCAUCUUCGAUUUUGAAACCCUGUGGGCCUGUUUUUGUUUUUUAA
This is a messenger RNA of Mitosporidium daphniae, 552 nucleotides long. Its product is annotated as NADH-cytochrome b-5 reductase. The transcript has 2 exons. Bases 1 to 552 code for a protein of 183 amino acids. The record is from RefSeq and is a predicted model, not a curated record. NCBI's taxonomy places the organism in Eukaryota, Fungi, Microsporidia. Gene Ontology annotation, molecular function: oxidoreductase activity.